CGGUUCCGCGCGGCCCGUCAUGGCGGCGCCCAGCGAGGCGGCGAAGCGGCGGCCGUUCGGGACGCGCUUACUCACCGACCCCGGCCGCCUCUUCCAGCACAACGCGUGGGAUAAUGUGGAAUGGUCAGAAGAACAAGAAGCCAAUGCCAGAAGUAAAGUUCAAGAGAACAGCUCACAGCUAUUGCCACAAGAUAAACAAGAGGAGUAUGAGGUGAAUGCUAACAGAUACUGGGAUGAUUUUUAUAAAAUCCAUGAAAAUGGCUUCUUCAAGGACAGACACUGGCUGUUCACUGAAUUUCCUGAGCUGGCACCAAAUAGAAACCCAAAUCAAAAUGAGGUUUCUGGAUACAAAUGCAGUUACAAAGAAGAAACCAACAAUGAAGAGCCAGGAAGCUGUGAAAAUGGACAUUGCUCAUUGGAAACCAGGGCAGAGAGUCAGUUAAACCUGAUAAAAAGCAUGUCUGAGUUCUGCACAGAGGAGACAGCUACCCAGAAACAUAGUGAGCUGAAUCAAAGUGAUGGAGAUUACCCAGGAUCCUCUGCAACUUACCGUAUAUUAGAGGUUGGCUGUGGUGCUGGAAAUACAGUUUUCCCAAUUUUACAAACCAACAAUGACCCAGGGCUUUUUGUUUAUUGCUGUGAUUUUUCUACAAUAGCUGUGGAUCUUGUCCAGACCAAUGCAGAAUAUGAUUCUUCACGCUGCUUUGCAUUUGUCCAUGACCUAUGCAACGACCAAAGUCCUUUCCCAAUGCCAGAAGAAAGUCUCGACAUUGUUAUUCUUAUUUUUGUCCUCUCAGCAAUUCUCCCAGAGAAGAUGCAGUGCAUUGUUAACAGACUGAGUCGCCUUCUGAAGCCAGGAGGAAUGAUUUUAUUACGAGAUUAUGGCCGUUACGACCUGGCCCAGCUUCGGUUUAAGAAAGGUCAAUGUCUGUCUGAUAACUUCUAUGUCAGAGGUGAUGGCACCAGAGUCUACUUCUUCACACAAGAUGAAUUAGAUGAUCUCUUCACAACAGCUGGCUUGGAGAAGAUCCAGAAUUUGGUUGAUCGGCGAUUGCAAGUGAACCGAGGGAAACAAAUGACAAUGUAUCGAGUGUGGAUCCAGUGCAAAUACUGCAAGCCUGUUUCCCCUCAGCUGUGAGGAAAAGGGACAUGCUUUUUAGGUGGGAGCUUCUCUGUAGCCAUGUGCAGUUUCUCCUCCUGGUGGGAUGUGAUGAUAAGAAGGCCAGCGCACACAGGACUUCAGUGCCUUUUACAGUGCCUACUCUCACUUCAGGUGAACUGUGCAAAGGAGGAAUGCUCUAAAAGGAGACCAAGCAGUAUUUAAUGUCUUACUAGUGAUCUUGGUUUUUUAAAUAAUUCAUGAUUUUAAUAACUUAAGAAAUGUUCGUCUGCUGUCGUACAGCAGCUCAGCAAGUUGAGUAACAAGACACUCUUACUCUGGAUUUCCACAUGAAACAGAAGGAUAGCUUCAGCUUCGACUGUGUGUUGUGUAUUCUUAUCUUGGGAGCAAAAACCAGGCAACCUAUAAAUCUGCUCUUCUCUGCAACUGGUUGUUAGGCCUAAUAUGGAUCCUUUAGCCAGCUUAUUUCAGCCAGCUCUCUUCUAGUCAUUCAGGCUUGUGCACAUCCGGAUGUUAAAAUACACCAAACAAGGGCAUGAACAGGAAGCUUGCUGACUUCCCUGUGUUAGCUUCAUCAUGGAUGCCUCAUAGUGUGCACAUGACCUGCGGAGAAGGCCAAUGGUGCUGCCUUGCCAUUACUGUCCACAAGGAUGUUCAUCUGUGGAGCUAGCAUACUAUAGUUCAGGAGCUGUACACAGCAGGGAGAAUCCAGCUUUCAAAAUUUUGGUGCUGAUGCUGGUUUUUUGGGGCACCUCUGGACUGCGGGGAACCAGAAGCAGUACAUAAGGCCAGGGUUUACAUCAAAUCCAUUACCUGCUUUUUCUGCUUGAAAGGUCAGAAUUGUUUUUACUGGCUACAGCCCCAAGGUCACAGCUACUCUGUUGUGGUGUGCUAAACCCAAGUAGACAAGACAGCUGUCUGUGAUAAGAAAUCUGAAGAAUGUCUACCGCUUAUGUUUAUUUUUUUAGAGGAAGACAGCACUGUGGCUUUCUGUAGGCAUUCCCCCACUUUUGACAGCAAGUAUCUUUUAUCUCAGCUUGUUUUCUUUUGUUAUUUUUAAGGUGUGGUGCAGCAGGUAUUAGAAUAAAUUUUGUGGUAACACUUUCCAGUGCUGGCUGGAUUAAUAUAAAUCAGGCUUCUACAGAAACUCAAGUGCUUCUGGGUUCCUGAUCUGAAGAAUUCGUGACACUAUUAAGUAACUACAGUUUGUCUUCUCUUCCAUUAUCAUAGCUCUUGCCUGAUGCCCCCUACUUUAUUUUAAUUCAUGAGGCAGCAAGGCCUGUGGUGUGUGUACUGCUAGCUCAAGAGCAGUUCAUGCUGCUUGGAGUACAUAUCUUUUGUUAGCUGGACAGUUGUAUUCAUGGCUUACAAAUGCCUAACAAUAGCUGUAACUAGAAGGACAGAUAGGUGAUGAGAGAACUGCUGUCCUGAAAUGAGGGAGAAAGGAUAAAGAGAUGAGGAAAUGUCAUUGUUACAUUGGGAGAGUCUACACGAGUCUUCAGUGAGUGGAGUGGAGCAUCUUGCUCUGUAGAACAUUGGAAGGGGCCAUAGUAGCCACAGUGGUGCUCUCUUCUGUGUCACUUGGCAGCAUGAUCGGUUCAUAACUUCCACAAUCACUGUCUCAACCUGCAGGUAUCAGUACAUCUGCUAACGGAAGGCUUCUGGGUCAGGACCUUUCAUCCCUUCCUGCAGAAAGAUGACCCAGCAAAUCCAUUCACCCAGCACAAAGGCAGGUUGCAGUGCUGUAGCAGGAAUGGAGAUGUACCCUUGCUGUUUUUAAAUCUAGGUGGGGUUAAUAAUAUUGAAAAGAAAUCAAACAACUGUGAAGAGAAUUCUUGUUUGAUUUUUUGUGCUUCCAACCUUUGUCUGAAGGGUCAAGAGACCAUUGAGUGUCUGCAAAUGAUAUAGGAGGAGAUAGGCUCGAAGCAGUUGUUUUUGGAAGGCAAAAAUGUGGUAGAGAGAUAGUCUUCCUUCCCAGCUACUUUGUGAUCUUUUCUACUUCCACACUUUCUCUCCUUUUCUGUAAAGGCAACUCAAAAAUCAUGCUUCAUUUCUGACCUGCCCGUGGCGCAUCUUCACUAGGGGACAGAGUGUGGGUAAGCCGGCACCCAGGAGGAGUGUGUGUUCCUUGGUUCUCCAAUUCCUGCCGCUCAGCUUAUGGGCUUGAGAAGCAGAAGGAAACCAUAGUACUUAAGGGAAGCAGGAGAAAAAAAAUGAGAGCCUAAUUUCCCUUUCAGUCCCUCCUCCUUGCCCCUAAUAUGUUUGGCUUCUGGUGCACACAAGCCAGCCUCAAACCAGAAGCUGUGCAGCCAUUAUUGUGUCUUCAUGCUAGGCCUACAAAAUCUGGCCUCUUGGCAAGGUUGGUACCUCAAGCAAAGUCUAGGCAAACCACAGCUUGAGGCCUUUGGGAGCAGAACAACCUCAUGUCUCCUCAUGUUACCCAGGCAAAAAGUCAGACCUAGCAAAGAAGUCUUGUUAGCAUUUAAUGUGACAUGAUUCAUGUAGCCAGCUCUGUUGCUUUCAGUGAAAGACCUCCCAUAUGUUACUGGUACCUGAGGCAGUUCCCAGAGUCCUCUUCCUCUUUGUCUCUGGUGGGAGCUCUCCUUCUGGGAUGUCUUUAUCUUCCUGGAAGAAAAAUUAUUGUCUCGGGUAAACAAGCACCAUAAUGAGUGUGAAUUACAGUGAUUUGAAAAGUGCCUUAUUAAUCAUCCAAGAUUUUGUAAGCAGCACAGGAGAAAUAUUUUUAAUUAUGAACAUGAUUUAUUUAAAAUUAAUGGACUCCCCUUUAAGUUUAAAGUCCUGAAUGGGAGAAAAUGAAGACUAGUAAUUUAUUUUGAAGUUAAAACCAGUUGUCUGCCUGGUUUUAACUUGGGCUUCAUGCAAAAACUUGCAGCCCUGUGAGCAGGCAGCCAUUGAUGUGGCUCAGUGCCUUUCUUAAUGCUCUUCAUUCUGCUUCUGCUGAAGUGUUUAAGCAAGCACUCAGAAUGAACCAUGCUGGGCAGACAUGCUUUUGUUUCCAGUCAUGUUGGUGAUGUUCAGAAAGCAACAAGUUAAUGGCCUUGGAUUGAACCAGGCCUCCUACAGAUUGAUACUGUCUGAGCUUCCUUUAUUAUUCUCUGUCAGCUCUGUUCUCUGUGAAAAUGCUGCAUUCCUGCUACUCCAAGCCUUGCCUUCCACACAGCUCUGCUCAGGUACUCAGGUACCUUGGUCCUGACUCGCAGCAGCUUCUGCUCUUCCUUGCCUUGGGCCUGCUAAGCAGGCUGGGUUCCCAAUGGCUCUCUAGCAUGUGCAAAGGAGAUCUCUGAAUUCACCUUUACUACAUUGAGAAGCUAGGCUGAGUGCCUGUCUGGUUUUCCAUUAGCUUUAAAGCCAUUCUGAAUAUAUCUGCUCUGGUUUUGUUCCCAAUGCUCCAGCCUUGUGGUCUGUAGCUUACAGCACUGCCAACGUAGCUCGUCAAACCUCCCAAGCAGAAGAGAUGAUUUCAUAGGUCUUCUGAGGCGCUGCCCCUGUGAUUCUGGAGCCAGACAUUGUUACACUUCAGAAAGCCUCGUCCUGACUCUUGCCAGAGGAUGGUGGAUUUCCUUGGAGGUUUGUAGAUUGUUUUGGCUGGAAGGGAACUUUCUCAUCACUUAUUCUGACCCUUUGCGUAACCCUUUCAUGUAGGAACUGUGGUAUCAAGCCUGUGACUUGGGCUGAGCCAGAAACAAGCCUCCGGAAAGGCUUUCAAUCCAGUCGUGAUGCUUAGGGCUCCAGUGACUGGCAAAAGAAGCUUUGCAUCCCUAGGUACGUUCUUCCUCUUGGAGCAUCCUGAUUUCACAGAUGAGCUAGAAAUCUGGAGGCAGAAGGGGCACAGGGGAGGUAGAGAGAGCAGAAGGCUGGGAGUAUUCUUGAUACCCUCACUUCCAAAUAAACAGUAAAUCUGAAAUUCCAGUGAAAAUUGGAGCUUUCUCAGGACCUUUCUGAUAGCACAGGAACAUGGGAAACCCAGCAAUCAUCCUUAGUGACUUCUAUUGUUAGAAUAUUAGUCGUUAAAAGCUUCUGUUGAGACCAGACACAAUCAUUUUCUCUCCCA
Molecule: messenger RNA, 5192 nt
Organism: Rhea pennata
Lineage: Eukaryota; Metazoa; Chordata; Aves; Rheiformes; Rheidae
Gene: METTL2A
Product: methyltransferase 2A, tRNA N3-cytidine
Exons: 9
Coding region: 20-1138 (372 amino acids)
Molecular function (GO): tRNA (cytidine-N3)-methyltransferase activity
Source: RefSeq, a predicted model, not a curated record